This is a messenger RNA of Melitaea cinxia (Glanville fritillary), 582 nucleotides long. RefSeq lists its product as uncharacterized. The coding region runs from base 21 to 428 and encodes 135 amino acids. The transcript has 2 exons. The record is from RefSeq and is a predicted model, not a curated record. Lineage: Eukaryota; Metazoa; Arthropoda; Insecta; Lepidoptera; Nymphalidae.
UUUAUUCAAUUAAAAGCAACAUGAUUAGAAAGCUGUUUCUGAUUUUCGUGCUCUUCUCUUACGAAGGUCUUUGUCUGACAGAGAUCAGGCUAGCGGAUAGGAAUAUAGCCUAUACGAGAAACGAGUUUUAUGCACCUUCUAUUGCUAUCCCUAAACUUUGGAUCGACACUUUGAGGUCUUGCCACAUUAUCUUUCCAAAUGGAGUUAUGUAUGAAGUUUACCCUACAAGCGCAAUUCCUUCACAGAAUGUAUAUUUCUUGAAAGCACUUAUACCAGAAUUCCAGAACUGUGCUGUUGGAUUUAGAAAUAAUAUCCCUACAAGUUACAGUGGUACUUAUGAGUUAGUGUCCACUGUUCUACACUCAGAAGACAAUAGCGUCUCUGUUACAAGGCAAAGAAAUAACUUAGUUAUCAGUGAAAGAACAUAAAUUCUGCGAAUUUUUUUUUUCUAAAAAUUCGGUAAGAAUUUUUUGAAAAGGUCUAUCUAACCUGGUUAAUAUAAGAGAUUAUAUUAUAAAGGUAUUGAAAAUAUUGUAAGUUGAUAAUGAUAAAGUUUGAAUACAUUUAUUUCAGAAUUUAAAA